Molecule: messenger RNA, 1685 nt
Organism: Leguminivora glycinivorella
Lineage: Eukaryota; Metazoa; Arthropoda; Insecta; Lepidoptera; Tortricidae
Product: homeobox protein orthopedia-like
Exons: 8
Coding region: 387-1322 (311 amino acids)
Biological process (GO): regulation of DNA-templated transcription; neuron differentiation
Molecular function (GO): DNA-binding transcription factor activity, RNA polymerase II-specific; DNA binding
Source: RefSeq, a predicted model, not a curated record
CCACAUUAAGCGAUCAUUUUAAGGGCGAACCAAUCAAACUGCAAAUUCAUACAAAUUGAUACUAAACGGGUUAUAUUAAUUUUAUAACAAAAAUUAAGUGUGUAAAUAAGUUGAACGGAGUUGUAAUUAAAACUAAUUGGGUGUAAUAUAGCGCUAAUUAUUUUGUAUUAAGGCGGGUUUUCGCUGGAAUUUUGUCGUUUUGCGUGAGUUUUUUUGACUUUGAAAAUUUUUUUGAAAGUGCCGUGUUGGUUUGAAGUUUUUGGGAUCGGGGAGAGUGGUGACGGUUGGUGUGUGACAGAGUGGUGGGGCUGGUGGGGGAUGGUCGGCGGCGGGGGGGACGCGAUGGCGACAUAGGGGGCGGCCAGCAGGGGUGGCCGUUCGAGGCCAUGCUCAACAACCUCACGGCCACAGCUCUUGGAGGUCACAAAGAGCCGUGCCAGGAAGAGAAGCACGAUCUGAAGCCGGGCCUCGAGCGGCACCAUGCGCUCGGCGCUCGCCUGCACCUCGCGAACAUACGCCCCGACCUGCAAGGUGGCAUCCACCAGCAGCACAUGGCCACAGUGCCCGUCAGCAUGCCCUCCUCGGCCUCCGAUAGCGACAAGCCUGCCAAGCAGAAGAGGCAUCGGACAAGGUUCACGCCGGCGCAACUGAACGAGCUGGAGCGGUGCUUCUCCAAGACGCACUACCCCGACAUCUUCAUGCGCGAGGAGAUCGCCAUGCGCAUAGGACUCACGGAGAGCAGAGUACAGGUGUGGUUCCAGAACCGUCGAGCGAAAUGGAAGAAGCGCAAGAAGAGCACCAACGUGUUUAGGUCUCCAGGGUCCUUGUUACCAUCCCACGGUCUACCACCUUUCGGGGGAGAUGUCUGCAGUCCGGGGGUCUUCGGAGAUAGACCCUGGAGUAUGCCUGCAGGACUAGGCCAACUGUCACAGGGCGGUGUUUCCAUGGGUGGCUUCGGCACCGGCGUGGGCGGUCUACCGCAGCUCUCCGCGGACCUGAACCCGGCGCUGCCCAUCUCCUCCGUGGCUUCCAGCCAGCCUUACCAGCCGCACUACCCGCUCAACUCGCUGGGUGACACUAUGAUGUCGUACUGCAACAACAUCGGGCAGCAAGGCGGCGCGCUCGAGGGCUCCCCCACUCCCCCCCACAUGCACUGCGGGAACAACGCCUCGCCCACCGCUUCAGGAGCGGGCGGCGAGGGCGAGGAGGAGGUGUGGCGCGGGCACAGCAUCGCGGCGCUGCGCCGGCGCGCCUCCGAGCUGUCCGCCGCCAUCCCGCCCUACCUGCAGCUCAACUACGACGCCCACAGCCCCGUCUACUGACCCAGCUGUAGCAACAACUACAACUCGUGCUAGUGACCACACCGCUACACUUGCAGCGUCCAAGCCGUUCAGCUAAUAACCAUAAUCGUAUGUCAUGUCCGUCGCAUCCGAAAUGAUGAUCGUACUUACAACGACAUCGCUCCCACACCUCGCAGUUGGCGAUGAAGCUGUUAAUCUGUUCUUAGGUCUAUCGUGUUCUAGGUACAACAAGCAUGAAGACCAAAUCCCCACCUGAACCUCUUAAGAAUGUAAUGUAAUCGCUUGGGCAGACGGUCGAUGAUGACAGCCAGCUGUCCACCGAUGUAUAGCAAUAUUCGUACCUUAACCACGCUCCCUGUCUACUAAACGAUAAAAAUUAUGGCA